GGGCUUCCUGUGUUGAAUGCUAAAAACAAAUAUGGCGGACGAAAAGGAUGAAGCGUAGCAUGUUGUUAAAAAUCUGUCCAUUGUACYCGAUGAUUGUAUCAUGAGUCAGACACAAGAUGAGGCUGUAAUUGCUACAAAUAAUGAUGCGACUAAUUGCAAAAGAUUUGCUGUUCAUGUUGGAUACUGGCAAGACAAAUACAUUCAGUUCUUUGCAAAGCUUGGYGAGAGAAAAGCUCCAGAGAUAAACAGAGGAUACUAUGCACGAACCAAGGGCAUUAGUUAUUUACUGGAACAAUUCCUGGAAAUGACAGAAUCUAACUGUCAAGUUAUUAGUUUAGGAGCUGGUUUUGAUACCCUCUUUUGGCAACUCAAGGAAAAGGAUAUAGCUCCUAAAGUAUUUGUGGAAAUUGACCUUAAUGCAGUUGUAGAUAGAAAAUGUUUUUGUAUAAAGUCAAGAAAACAGCUACAAGAGGUUUUUAAACCAGAAGAUAAUCUUCAAAUUGGAAAGAGGGAGGUUCAUUCCACUUGCUACCAUUUGCUUGCUGCAGACCUUAGAGACGUCAGUAUGAUUGACUUGCAACUCAAUAGUAUUGCUUUAGAUAGGAGCCUUCCCACAAUAUUCAUAGCUGAAUGUGUAUUGGUGUACAUGGAGCCAGAAAAAUCAUCAGCUCUCCUUGACUGGGCAGGGAAAAACUUCACAACUGCUGUGUUUUUGAAUUAUGAACAGGUUAACAUGAAGGACGGCAGAAAUUGCAACCUCCUUGGUGCAUUGGUUUGUCCAGAUCUUCAAUCACAGAGAAAUCGAUUUUUGGCCAGCAGCUGGCAGGCAGCUAAUGCAUUAACAAUGGAAGACGUUUACAGAUAUCUUCCAAGAACGGAAAUUGAGAGAAUUGAAAAGCUUGAGUUUCUUGAUGAAGUUGAUUUGCUGUUCCAGUUACUGUCACAUUACUGCCUUAGUUGGGGCUAUAAUGACAGUUUAAAAAUAGGUCUCUCAAGCAUUGGUUUUUGACUAAGAAGCUGAUAACUCUAAAAGAAUUCUCAAUUUCAUCUCAUCCUUCCCUCAUCCCAUCUUUUUUCCUCUCAUUCGUUCCUGGUACUCAGCCUUGCCUCCUUUCUUACUCUCAUCCUUCACUCUCAGCUCUUCACUUUCUUGAUUUGGGCUAGUUACCUGUUUUAAAAUGCACUCUAAAACUACAAUAAGCAUAAAACCUGUUUUUAACUUAUAAAAUGUUUAUGAAGUUUAUGUUUAUGUAUGAAAUGAAGAGGAUGUGAAUUUCAUAAAAGAGAAAGUAAAYAUAUCAAGUAAAAAUUAUUUAGAAUAUCUUCAGACUCAGAUUGUAAUGGCAUAUAAAUCAUGCAAAAUCAACAAAACAAUGGUAUUUUGAUAAUAAAUACGAUACUAGCCAGAUAGAA
Messenger RNA from Exaiptasia diaphana, 1413 nucleotides. RefSeq names its product leucine carboxyl methyltransferase 1. The record is from RefSeq and is a predicted model, not a curated record. Gene Ontology annotation, cellular component: cytosol. The coding region runs from base 101 to 1009 and encodes 302 amino acids. Gene Ontology annotation, molecular function: protein C-terminal leucine carboxyl O-methyltransferase activity. The transcript is spliced from 12 exons. Gene Ontology annotation, biological process: C-terminal protein methylation. Lineage: Eukaryota; Metazoa; Cnidaria; Anthozoa; Actiniaria; Aiptasiidae.